Molecule: messenger RNA, 1362 nt
Organism: Spirometra erinaceieuropaei
Lineage: Eukaryota; Metazoa; Platyhelminthes; Cestoda; Diphyllobothriidea; Diphyllobothriidae
Source: the annotation of a GenBank genome assembly
AUGGUGCGUCAGCUGCACGACGGUAUGAUGGCGCGAGUCACGGACAACGGAGCUGUCUCAGAGGCAUUCGCAGUGACCAACGGAGUGAAGCAGGGAUGCGUGCUGGCACCAACCCUCUUCAGUCUUAUGUUCUCUGCCAUGCUGAUGGACGCCUACCGCGACGAACGCCCUGGAAUCCGCAUCGCCUACAGAACGGACGGUCAUCUGCUGAAUCACCGGCGCAUGAACUUCCAAUCGCGCGUAUCCACAACUACCGAGCACGAACUCCUCUUCGCCGACGACUGCGCCCUGAACACCACCUCGGAAGAGGAGAUGCAACGGAGCAUGGACCUAUUCUCCGCCGCCUGCGAGAACUUUGGGCUGGUCAUUAACACGCAGAAGACGGUGGUGAUGCACCAACCGCCGCCCAACUCAGCCACAGCCCCCAACGCGCCGCCGCAAAUCAGCGUGAACGGAAAUCAACUGCAAGUGGUAGAGAACUUCCCGUAUCUGGGCAGUACCCUCUCCCACAACACCAAGAUUGAUGACGAAGUCGCCAACAGGAUCUCGAAAGCCAGUCAAGCCUUCGGUCGCCUCCACAGCACAGUUUGGAAUCGUCAUGGUCUCCAACUGAGCACAAAGCUGAAGAUGUACAAGGCCGUCAUCCUGCCGACGUUACUGUACGGAGCAGAGACAUGGACGGUGUGCACGAGACAGGCACGCCGACUGAACCACUUCCACCUCAUUUGUCUGCGUCGCAUCCUGAGGCUGAACUGGCAGGACCGCAUCCCCGACACGGAAGUACUGGAACGAACGGGUAUCCUCAGCAUUUACGCCAUACUGAAACAAAUGCAGCUGCGCUGGAGCGGCCACCUGGUGCGCAUGGACGACGAGCGACUACCCAAACGACUCUUCUACGGAGACGUCGCGACGGGUUCUCGUCGUCAAGGAGGCCAAAUUCGCCGUUACAAGGAUACUCUGAAGUCCUCCCUGAAGCGCCUGCAAAUCAACCCGACCAACUGGGAAGAGCUCGCUCGCGAUCGUCCGACAUGGAGGAGAACAGUGAAGACGGGCGCUGCUAUCUAUGAAGCCAACCGAAUCGCCGCCGCCAAAGCGAAACGCGAAGCCCGCAAAUCACAAGUUCGCCCAGUCCGCAACGCCGCCGCACAACCUCUCCCUACGUGUCCUCGAUGCCACCGGACAUUCCGGGCACGAAUCGGACUUGUUGGACAUCUUCGGAUCCACUGCACCUCUCGAACUGCUCCAGCCAUCGUCCCCCCGCCCGCCUCUUCCUCCUCUCUUCCGCCAACUAACUCUGACAUUCCUUCUGCAUCACCACUUCCAUCCUCCUUCUCCUCCACUGCCCCAGCGGCGGCCGUUUAG